Messenger RNA from Verticillium alfalfae VaMs.102, 1569 nucleotides. RefSeq lists its product as hypothetical. The transcript is spliced from 3 exons. The record is from RefSeq and is a predicted model, not a curated record. NCBI's taxonomy places the organism in Eukaryota, Fungi, Ascomycota, Sordariomycetes, Glomerellales, Plectosphaerellaceae. The coding region runs from base 1 to 1569 and encodes 522 amino acids.
AUGGUUUCCUUCGGCAAUUUCCAGCAAAACCCCUUUUCGCCCAUGUCGAACGGCAGUGGCCAGAGCUAUUUUGAGGGCGGGCCUAGGCACCCAUAUCACGAGAUGAUGCCUUAUCAACACGGAGGCUACUAUGGUGGUCACGGUGGCUAUCAGCAACAGAUCCCGCCUCAUAUGCAGCAAUACAUGUAUUCGCCACCCCCUCCUCCAGCAACCGAGGCGCCUGCUCCCCGUCCAAAAACCCCAGCGGCGCCCGAACCACCCAAGCCUGACCCAGAGAAGGAGAAGAUGCAGGAGCAGCUCAAGGCUUUCCAGGCCCUUCAGGCAAAAAAGGACGAGGAGGAGAGGCGGCGCGAGUUUGAGGCCAAGAUUCGAAGAGACACCGAAGAGCAGCUGAAGAUUCGGGAAGACGCUCGCAGGAAAGCCACCGAGGAGGCGAAGAAGGAGUUCGAGCUCGCCAAGGCCGAGGCGGAGCGAGCCGCACGCGAGAAGAUGGAAGCCGAGCGGAAACACGAGGCCGAACAAGCCAAACUCCACGCCGAAACCAUGGCCAGAAUCCAACGGGAGGCCAAGGAAAAGUACGAGGCAGAAAUGAAGGCGGCUGCCGAGCAGAAGAAGCGGGAAGACGACGCGCGUGCGGCAGCCGAGGCCGCUGCGCGGGCAAAAUUCGAGGCCCAGCUCAAAGCUGAAGCAGAGGCCAAACUCGCUGCAGACAAGAAGGCCGCGGAAGACGCCGCAGCGAAGAAGAGGUGGGAGGAGGAAACCAAAGCCAAAGCCGAGGCUGAAGCGCGGGCCAAGCUCGAAGCUGAGACCAAGGCAGCAGAGAAGGCUGCGGCGGACGCUGCCGAGAAGAAGAAGGAAGAGGAGGCCAUGAAGAAGAAGCUCACCGAGGAAGCCAAAGCCAAGUUUGAGGAAGACGCCAAGAAGACGAAAGACAAGGCGCCGAUCAAGUUCAAGGAUGCAGUGGGAAGGAAAUUCAGCUUCCCGUUCCACCUUUGUGCAAAGUGGGAGGAUAUGCAAGACUUGAUCAAGCAAGCCUUCCAGCACGUCGAUGUCAUCGGACAGCAGGUGCAAGACGGUCACUAUGAUCUGAUCGGACCUAACGGCGACAUUAUCUUGCCCCAGGUCUGGGAUAAGGUGCUCGAGCCGGACUGGACGAUCGAGAUGCGCAUGUGGCCCGAAAGCAAGUCGGCGCAGAUGCAUGCGCAGAUGCACGCGCAGCGACACGGCAUGCCGCCCGGAUUCCCUGGUGUGCAGAUGCGACCGGGUGGUGGCCGAGAUCCUCGAGAAGAACUACGUGCGCGCCUGGCGCACAUGGCGGCACACGGACAGCGCCCAAUGCAGAUGCCCCCCGGCAUGAUGCCUGCCGGGGCCCGGCCCGGGGGCGGUGGCCACCACGUACCGCCACCUCCUCACAUGCACCGUCCUGGCGAGCGGCCGGGUCGUGGGGCCCCGCCAGGUGUUGACGUCGUCACUGCCGAGCCGCCAAAGAGGAAGUCCAAGACCGCCGGUUCUGGAUUUGCAAGCUGGGUCGCAGGAAAGCCAUCGAAGAAGAAGUCGUCGAGGAAGUGA